AUGGACUGGCUGACACUGGUAACACCUGAUGAAAUGGAACGAGUCGGUAAGAACGCAAACACUAUUGAGGAGUUAGAGGCUGUAGUAAUGAAAUACGUGAGAAAUAAAAUGAAGGUCAAACACACAUACGAACCGAUAUGUAGUGAAUGUGGUAGUAAGUUAAUUGUGGUAAUAGAUGGAGCAGAUACAUGCGCACGUUGCGGAACUAGUGCUAUGAACAACUUCACAUACUACGUUAGUUACAAUCAUAACAAGGACGACUACCUAAAAAAGAAAUCGUCACAUAAUAGAGUCCGUUGGUUUGAGAGACACUUAUUCGAGCAUGUUGCUUCUCUUGUCAUAAUAGAGUCCGUUGGUUUGAGAGACACUUAUUCGAGCAUGUUGCUUCUGGGGAUAGGGAUACCAUACGGGAGCAGUUUAGAAGCAUCGUAA
Molecule: messenger RNA, 432 nt
Organism: Paramuricea clavata
Lineage: Eukaryota; Metazoa; Cnidaria; Anthozoa; Malacalcyonacea; Plexauridae
Source: the annotation of a GenBank genome assembly